Messenger RNA from Colletotrichum karsti, 3207 nucleotides. Its product is annotated as flavin-binding monooxygenase-like protein. The record is from RefSeq and is a predicted model, not a curated record. The transcript is spliced from 4 exons. The coding region runs from base 1 to 3207 and encodes 1068 amino acids. Gene Ontology annotation, molecular function: transmembrane transporter activity. Gene Ontology annotation, biological process: transmembrane transport. Lineage: Eukaryota; Fungi; Ascomycota; Sordariomycetes; Glomerellales; Glomerellaceae.
AUGACAGAAUCCUACGACGCCGUGGUCGUAGGCGCCGGCUGGUUCGGCCUCGCCGCCGCAAAGGCCUACACCCAACUCCACCCGACCGCGAACCUCGCCGUCCUCGAGACCGCCGAGUCCUGCGGCGGAACGUGGUCCCAGAACAGACUCUACCCGGGCCUCAAGUCCAACAACAUGGUCGGCACCUACGAGUACCCAGACUUCCCCAUGGCGGAGGCCGUCUACGGCGUCAAGCCCGACAACCACAUCCCCGGGGCCGUCUUGCACCGCUACCUCACCGACUUCGCCAAGCACUUCGCCUUCUUCGACCGUAUCCAGUUCAACACCUCCGUGGAUCUCGUGGAGCGUCUGGGUGAGAAGGGGUGGCGCCUUUCUGUGACUUCACCCGCGGGAACCCGUACCGUCGAUACUGAGAAGCUGAUCUUGGCGACGGGGCUGACAUCCACCCCGAACUUGCCGACGUACGAAAACGAGGAGAACUUCGGCGGACCGCUCUUCCACGCCAAGGACUUCUGCAGAGAAGCAUCCACCCUCAAGGGCGUCAAGAACGCCGUCGUCGUGGGUGGUGCCAAGUCCGCCUUCGACGUCGCCUACGCCCUGGUCCAAGACGGGGCGGAAGUCGACUUGAUCGUCCGCCCGAACGGCCACGGCCCCGUCUGGAUCGCGCCUCCGUUCGUGACGCCCUUCAAGAAGAGGAUGGACCAGCUCCUCAACAUCCGCUGGAUGUCCUGGUUCAGCCCCUGCCCUUGGGGCGAAGAAGACGGGUACCCCGGUAUCCGGAACUUUCUUCACGGUACUGCUGUCGGGCGGUUUAUUGUGGACUCCUUCUGGAAGGUAUUGAGCGGCGAUGUUCUCUCCGCGAACGCGUACGACUCGCAUCCGGAGCUUCAGAAGCUUAAGCCGUGGCACUCUGCUUUCUGGAUCGGCAGCGGUCUCAGUAUCUUGAACUACGACAGCAGUCUGUUCGACCUCGUCAAGGAAGGGAAGAUCCGGGUACACAUCGAUAAUAUCAGCCGUCUAGAGCCCCAUCGUGUGAUUCUUGCAUCUGGAGUCGAGAUUGACGCCGAGGCUAUCGUUUGCUCAACGGGAUGGAAGAAGGAGUCAACCAUCAAGUUCGCCGGGCUGGGCGAGGAGAAACUCGGUCUGCCCAUUACCGCAACAGAAAAGCGAUCUCUCGACCAAAGUGCCGACGCCAAAGUUCUCUCCCUAUACCCACGCCUAGCAGAGCAACCGAAGCUCCGAUUCCAGCCCAAAGAGGCAAACCCACUACGCUACUACCGUUUCAUGGUCCCCUCGACGAUGGUAUCCUGCCGCAAUCUCGCCUUCGCCGGCAUGAUCUCGACCGUAAGCACGGCGACCUGCGCGACGAUCCAGGGACACUGGAUCGCGGCGUUCCUGGGCGGCAAGCUGGACCGUACUCCGGCUUCCGAGCAGGAGAUCGAGGACGAGAUCAUGCUUCAUACCCAGUGGGGGAAAUGGAGAUAUCCCUGCGGAUACGGUGCCGACCUGCCCGACUUUGUGUUCGAGGGCUUGCCGUAUUGCAAUAUGCUCAUGAAGGAUCUCGGGUUGGACACGCACCGCAAGUCGAGUUACUUUCAGGAACUCACGUCUCCUUAUCUGCCGGCUGACUUCCGUGGCUUGGUUGAUGAGUGGAAGUCGGGGCAUGAUGUUGAUGAGUCCGAUGUCGAACUUGGACCGCAAAAGCCGGCAAUAUGUCGCUUCUCGGAACCCAUCGCCUUCAACUCGAUCCUCGCCUACACCUAUGCGAUGGUGAAGGACUUUGGUGUCGAGGAGAAAGAUAGAGGGUUCUACGCCGGACUCCUCGUUUCCGCCUACGCAGUUGCCGAAGCCAUCACCUCCAUGGGAUGGGGCGCCUUAUCAGACCGCGUUGGUCGCAAGCCUGUGGUGCUCUUCGGCCUCGUUGGUGUCGCCAUCUCCACGAAGGCGUAUGCCGUACAACCAUUUGUUUGGACUCUUGGUGGCAUCAUUGGCUCUGCCAUGGGAGGAUUCCUGGCCCAGCCGGCCAAGUUCUACCCUUCGAUUUUCCCGGAGGAUGGAGUUUUCGGACGAUACCCCUACUUGCUGCCUAAUGUGGUUUCCGUCGUUGCAAUUAUUUUUGCAGUAAUCCAGGGCAUCAUUUUCUUGGAGGAGACCAACGAGUACCUGUACACCGACGACAACAACACCGAAGCCGUCGAGGAGGAUGACUUCGCCGACGAAACAACGCCGCUGAGAAGAGGCGCGCGAGGAAGCGUGGACCGCGGACGUGGACGCGGCCGCUCCAUCUCGACGAGUCACUCAAGACCGCGCUUCGCCGAGUCCAGUUUGCCUCUGCCGAUCGAGCACGACUUCGACCUCCGACGCUCAUCAUUUGGAACCGUUCACUCGAUUAAGGUUGUCCCCGAUGAAUUGCGAACGGAGUUGUUGCGCCAGAAUGGUCAUAACGGUCAUAACGGCCGCCAGAAUGGCCGUGCUCAGCAGAACAAGAAGCCCAAGGUGAAGACCUUCAACUUUACCGUUGUCAUGCUCAUCACCACGCUCAUCAUCUUCUCGUACCACCAAAUGGCUGCUGGAUCUCUUCUCCCAACCCAUCUCCUCGACGACCCGGCAGCGCCUCGUGGACACCUCGAUCUCCGCGGUGGGCUUGGGUACGAUGUUCACGACGUCGGGAAGUUCUUGGCCGUCAACGGUGUCCUGGGACUUCUCAUUCAGGGCCUCAUUUUUCCGAUCUUCGUCGAGCGCGUGGGCGUCUGGGGCUCGUUCAUCUGGAUGAUCGUCCUUUACCCCACCGCCUACCUCCUCCUGCCGUUCCUGUCAGCGCUCCCUGAGCCUCUCACCCAGGCAGGAAUCUACUUCUCCUUGAUCAUGCAGAGUUUCUACGGUAUUAUCGUCGGUCCCGUAACUUUGAUCUUGUUGAAGGAUGCGACGCCGACGCCCCAGGCCCUCGGAAAGGUCAACGGACUGGCCAUGUCCGGCGCCUGCCUCGCCAGAACGGUGUCGCCGCCCCUCGUCGGUAUCAUCUACGGUUUCGCAGGCUCUGCAGCGGCCUGGUGGAGUUGCUCCGGCUUUGCCCUCCUCGGAGUUUUGCAGGUCAUUUGGGUCCCGAGGAAGCAUAUCCACGUCGACCACGUGGAGGUCGACAACGCGUUGACCAAGCAGAUCACGAACAGCUCGCAGAGAGGAGACGACGAUCGCGGCCGGGCUUAA